This is a messenger RNA of Gamsiella multidivaricata, 999 nucleotides long. Its product is annotated as ribosomal L18ae/LX protein domain-containing protein. Gene Ontology annotation, cellular component: cytosolic large ribosomal subunit; ribosome. The transcript is spliced from 3 exons. The coding region runs from base 403 to 999 and encodes 198 amino acids. Gene Ontology annotation, molecular function: structural constituent of ribosome. NCBI's taxonomy places the organism in Eukaryota, Fungi, Mortierellomycota, Mortierellomycetes, Mortierellales, Mortierellaceae. Gene Ontology annotation, biological process: translation. The record is from RefSeq and is a predicted model, not a curated record.
GCAGAAGACUUCUCAAUCAUGUCCAGAGUGCGUGAAAAUCCAUCGACAUAUCCAUCCUCAUUAUCCAGGACUCGCCAUCCAUCCAUUUGUGCCUAGCCUUCUUGUCGGCAAUUAUCCAGUCUCAAUCAAUGGGUUCACAUCGGACGCAUCAUUGUCGGUGGCGUGGAUCAAUGGAUCAUGAUUGGCAUCACGAUCAUCGCCAGUGGCGACAGGACACAGCACAUUCUUAAGAGGACUGAAUCCUCGCCCAACUGAAUAUUCCAAUUCACUACAGCUGCCUGGUUCUCUGCAACAACGCUCUUCGCGGAUUCUCAGCAAGACCUGUUACAUGCUGUUGAGCUGGAGGCACACAUCGAUCUGUGACAAACAGAUGUGCGGCCAUUGCGAACUGGAGGAAACAGGAUGCAGUACACUGUCACUAUCAUGUCGCCCUGGGCUGCCCGUGAGGCACUGAGAGAUAGUUUGAAGUCGCAAGGACUUCACGAGUACCAAUUGGUCGGCCGUCACCUUCCCACCGAGAAGGAGUCCACCCCUAAGCUUUUCCGCAUGCGCCUCUUUGCCACCAACGAGGUCAUUGCCAAGUCCCGCUUCUGGUACUUCAUGCGCAAGCUGAAGAAGGUCAAGAAGGUUAACGGCGAGAUCGUCGGCAUCAACGAGAUCCACGAGAAGAAGCCCCUCCAGACCAAGAACUUCGGUAUCUGGCUCCGCUACGACUCUCGCUCGGGCACCCACAACAUGUACAAGGAGUACCGUGAGUUGUCCCGUGUUGCCGCUGUCGAGGCCUGCUACUCUGACAUGGCUUCCCGCCACCGCGCUCGCUCUCGCUCCAUCCAGAUCAUCCGUGUCGCCGAGGUCGCCAACGCUGAUGUCCGUCGCCCCUACAUCAAGCAGAUCUUGGUUCCCGGCAUCAAGUUCCCCUUGCCUCACCGCGUCAUUCGCGCUGCCGACAAGUCCCACCGCGCUCUCUUCAUGGGUUCGCGCCCCUCGACCUUCUACUAA